Molecule: messenger RNA, 2930 nt
Organism: Tinamus guttatus (white-throated tinamou)
Lineage: Eukaryota; Metazoa; Chordata; Aves; Tinamiformes; Tinamidae
Gene: TMTC3
Product: transmembrane O-mannosyltransferase targeting cadherins 3
Biological process (GO): protein O-linked glycosylation via mannose
Cellular component (GO): endoplasmic reticulum
Molecular function (GO): mannosyltransferase activity; protein binding
Source: RefSeq, a predicted model, not a curated record
UUGUCCACAAAAGCUCUUGGAGAAGAUGGCUGAUGUAAGCCUGAAAGAAGCAGCACUAAUACUUGGUGUGGUGGCAGCGUGCUAUUGGAACAGUCUCUUUUGUGGCUUUGUUUUUGAUGAUGUUUCAGCAAUUUUGGACAAUAAAGAUUUACAUCCUUCUACUCCUUUAAAAAAUCUGUUUCAGAAUGACUUCUGGGGGACUCCAAUGUCGGAGGAGAGGAGUCAUAAAUCUUACCGUCCCCUCACAGUCCUCACAUUUCGCUUAAACUACUUGUUCAGCGAAUUAAAUGCAGUUUCUUACCACUUCCUAAAUGUGGUCUUUCAUGCCGUGGUUUGUAUAGUCUUCCUCAAGGUCUGUAAGCUUUUCCUGGACAGCAGGAGCAGCGUAGUUGCAUCCUUGCUCUUUGCUGUGCACCCGAUACAUACUGAAGCGGUAACUGGAGUUGUGGGGAGAGCAGAGCUUUUAUCAUCUAUAUUUUUCCUAGCUGCUUUUUUGUCAUAUACUAAAUCCAAAGGACCAGAUAAUACUAUAGUGUGGACUCCGAUUGCAGUGACGGUGUUUCUAGUUGCUGUUGCAACAUUGUGCAAAGAACAAGGAAUAACAGUAGUGGGAAUAUGCUGUGUAUAUGAAGUAUUUAUUGCUCAAGGGUACACAUUGCCUGUGCUUUUGGACACAGCGGUACAGAUUCUUCGAGGGAAGGGCAGUAUCCCUUUCUCUAUGCUCCAAACACUGCUAAAGCUUAUUGUCCUGAUGUUCAGUACACUGCUGCUUGUUGUAGUCAGAGUCCAGGUUAUUCAGUCUCAACUUCCAGUGUUUACAAGGUUUGAUAACCCAGCUGCUGUGAGUCCAUCGCCAGCAAGGCAGCUCACUUUCAACUACCUCCUGCCUGUAAAUGCUUGGCUUCUUCUCAACCCCUCAGAAUUAUGCUGUGACUGGACAAUGGGAACUAUUCCUCUUGUGGAGUCCUUGUUAGAUGUCAGAAAUGUUGCCACUCUUACGUUCUUUUUCCUUCUGGGAUCUUUGAUUGUCUUCAGUGUCCGAUAUCCUGGGGAUUCCUCCAAGACUGUACUGAUGGGACUCUGUUUAAUAGUGUUACCAUUCAUUCCUGCAUCAAACCUUUUUUUUCCUGUUGGGUUUGUAGUGGCAGAACGAGUGUUGUAUGUUCCUAGCAUGGGAUUCUGCAUUUUAGUAGCACAUGGAUGGAAGAAAUUAUCCAGUAAAAGCAUGCUAAGAAAGGUUUCUUGGGUGUGUUUGGUUCUGGUUCUGUUCACUCAUGCCUUAAAAACACUGCACAGAAACUGGGAUUGGGAGUCAGAGUACACACUGUUCAUGUCAGCUUUAAAGGUAAAUAAGAACAAUGCAAAACUAUGGAAUAAUGUGGGACACGCAUUAGAAAAUGAAAAGAAUUUUGAAAGAGCUUUGCAGUUCUUCAUACAAGCCACCCAAGUGCAACCAGAUGAUAUUGGUGCCCAUAUGAAUGUAGGAAGAACUUACAAAAAUUUAAACAAAACUAAAGAAGCUGAAGAAUCAUAUAUGAUUGCCAAAUCAUUGAUGCCUCAGAUUAUUCCAGGUAAAAAGUAUGCAGCAAGAGUUGCUCCAAACCAUCUGAAUGUUUAUAUCAAUCUUGCAAAUUUAAUUCGAGCAAAUGAAUCUCGCCUUGAAGAAGCAGAUCAAUUAUAUCGACAAGCAAUUAGUAUGAGGCCAGAUUUCAAGCAGGCUUAUAUCAGCAGGGGAGAAUUGCUUCUAAAAAUGAACAAACCUCUGAAAGCCAAGGAAGCUUAUCUUAGAGCUCUAGAAUUAGAUAGAAUGAAUGCAGACCUGUGGUACAAUCUGGCAAUUGUUUACAUUGAACUAAAAGAUCCGACAGAAGCUCUGAAGAAUUUCAACCGAGCACUUGAGCUGAACCCGAUGCAUAAACUGGCAUUGUUCAACUCGGCACUACUAAUGCAGGAAUCCGGUGAUGCUCGGCUUAGACCUGAAGCUAAACAAAGACUAUUAAAUUAUGUGAAAGAAGAACCCCAGGAUGCAAACGGCUACUUCAAUUUGGGUAUGCUGGCAAUGGAUGACAAAAAAGAUACAGAAGCAGAGGCUUGGAUGAAGAAAGCAAUAAGGUUACAACCAAAUUUCCGAAGUGCUUUGUUCAAUUUGGCACUGCUUUAUUCUCAGACAGCAAAAGAAUUGAUGGCGCUGCCCAUCCUGGAGGACUUACUGAAAUAUUACCCUGAUCAUACCAAAGGUCUGAUUUUAAAAGGAGAUAUUUUAAUGAACCAAAAGAAAGAUAUAAGUGGUGCAAGAAAGUGUUUUGAAAAAAUUCUGGAACUGGAUCCUAACAAUGUACAAGGAAAACAUAAUCUUUGUGUGGUUUACUUUGAAGAGCGAGACUUAAAGAAAGCAGAAAAAUGUUUGGUUGAAACUCUAGCAUUGGCACCUCAUGAGGAAUAUAUUCAGCGUCACCUAAACAUAGUCAGGAGUAAAAUUGCAUCGCUCAGUGCUGCAGAACAGUCGUCACUCCCAGCAGAUGGGGUUGCAGCUGUAGAAGAAAAAAGAAAAUCUUUUGAAAAUUCGAAAGAAGUAAAAAAUGAGAAGAAAACCAUCCAAGCAGCAAUAAAUAAAGGGCAGUUAAAAAAUAAGAAACGAACAGAGAAAAACAAUAUGGAGAAAGAGACUCCCAAAAAAUCUACAAAAGAAAUCAAAGACAUUGAGAAAAAAAGAGUUGCUGCUUUGAAAAGACUGGAAGAGAUUGAACGUAUAUUGAAUGGCGAAUAGCCUUUUUCAUGUCAGAACACAGUAGGGAGAGAGCAUUAUUUUUAAUUAAGGUGUUUAAUGUGUGAUCCACCUGGAAAUUGGACUCAGUGCUUUGAAGACAGAAAUCAUGUCAACUGCAUAUCACUUAGAGCAGCAAAAAGUAGUUUUUCAGUGCUGUAUUUUC